Messenger RNA from Erpetoichthys calabaricus (reedfish), 1405 nucleotides. RefSeq names its product oligodendrocyte transcription factor 4 (gene olig4). Bases 158 to 880 code for a protein of 240 amino acids. The record is from RefSeq and is a predicted model, not a curated record. Gene Ontology annotation, molecular function: protein dimerization activity. The transcript has a single exon. NCBI's taxonomy places the organism in Eukaryota, Metazoa, Chordata, Cladistia, Polypteriformes, Polypteridae.
CAGAGCUGCACUGAAUGACCUGUUCAGCAGACAGUUGUGCUUUAUAUGCAAUUCAUAGAGCGGCUAAUCAAAUUUAGCCACGUGUGCAACAGUUUCUAUCUUAACUAAUUUUACUUUUGUGGAAAAAAAAGAAUUAAACAAGGCAGUUGCUCUAAGAAUGGAUUCAGACGCCGGUUCCACCUCAAGCCGGGCAUCUUCACCAGAACUUGUGGAAGGAGCUACAAGAUUCUUUUCCAAAAAGAUGUUUGAAACUUACAAGCAGAAACAGACACUUCAAAGUGGGGACCGGCAAGGAAAAACUGAAAAAGCCAAGUCCAAGCGAGAACUCACCGAAGAUGAUUUACAUGACCUUCGACUGAAAGUGAACAGCAGGGAAAGGAAGCGCAUGCAUGACUUGAACCAGGCGAUGGAUGGACUCCGGGAGGUCAUGCCCUAUGCACAGGGUCCCUCAGUGAGGAAGCUUUCCAAAAUCUCUACCCUGCUUUUGGCUCGAAACUAUAUCUUAAUGCUGUCAAACUCUUUGGAAGAGAUGAAGAAGCUGGUAAGUGAUGUAUAUGGGGCUGGGCACCCAAAUCAUCUUUCUAGAUGUGCUUCAAUUGGACCAGCACCACCUCAAGUUGCCAUGCACCAUUUGACUCCAUCUCUCCACUCUUUAAUGGGCACUGCUACAUCACCUACUUCAAAUUCUCCCCAGUCACCACCAUCUUCCGGGUUUGUGAGUUUCCGGCCACCUAUCCAAGGACUGCUAAAAGACGUGAAUCCCUCUCUUCACAUAAAUGGCUCUUAUAGACACUUUCCAGGGAUGCCCUGUCCAUGUGCACUGUGCCAACCAUUAUCAACAUCGGGCACCAGCAUAUCUUGCUUAUCUGUUAACAAAUAGAGACAAACCUCACAAACACUAUAUGGACAAAAGACUAAAAAAUGUGACACUUACCGGAAGGCUGUGUGGGGCUGUGUUGUGACAUUUGUAAUGACAACAGCAGUAAAUGUACAAAAUCUUCUGUUAGCCUAACCCUGCAAUUGUGGCUGCUUUGUGUAUAUUUUAAGAGAAUGAAUUUUAAGAGAAGUAGAAUUUUACAGAUUUUUUUCCUCAGGAUUGAAUCAUUUUGUACAAGCUGGUUUUAUAAUUUGUCACUUUUUAGUUCUGAACAAAAUGACUCAUCAGUCAUAUAACGGUGACUAAAAGACUGUGACCCGAGUGGUCCAGUUGGUACAUUUAUUGUGUCCUUUCUUUCUGCCAGUUAAUUACAGGCGAUUACAUUACACAUUAUUUCUUUAUGUAUUUAUUGCCUUUGUGUUAUACACACAUUAAAUGGUUGUUCUAUGGAAUAAUGAGUACUAAAUGAUGGGCUCUCCCUUUUUUAUCUGUGCAUCUAUAUUAUAUAACAUUAACUUUACUUAUUAU